AUCACCCGAGAUACACCAGCCUCUCACAAGGAAGGUCAGUAAAGUCAAAGUAAGUGAAGGUGCAUCGUCUCAUAAAAGGAAGACUACAACAGAACCAUCAAAGGGUUCCAAGAAAACCAGAUCACUUGCCAAUGGCUCAAGCACUGGAAGCCUACGGUGUGCCACAUCCACAAGUACUAAAAGAACCAAAACUCGCAUUGCCAAAAUCAGUGAUCAAUCUCCACUGACUGGGAUGAAACACAGAUCUGUUUUGCGGUCAGCCAGUGAUGACUACCUGUAUUGCUCCCUGUCUGGAUUGUCUCCACAUGUAAUGAUCUCUACAUCCCAUGGAGAGACUUUGUGCCUCUCGGAUGAUACUGUUGAAGAUGUCGACAUCGGGUUACUGGAUGAUAUGGCCGUUCUCCAGAUGCAGAAGUUGAUGAAACUGAUGGACUACCUUUUCAACAAAGUCAAAGCGAAUCAGCCUAUGAAUGAGACUGUGCAAUGAUACCAAGACAUCUAACAUUG
Molecule: messenger RNA, 507 nt
Organism: Salvelinus namaycush (lake trout)
Lineage: Eukaryota; Metazoa; Chordata; Actinopteri; Salmoniformes; Salmonidae
Product: borealin-2-like
Exons: 7
Coding region: 233-487 (84 amino acids)
Source: RefSeq, a predicted model, not a curated record